CAAAAUGCUCGAAAUGGACCCUCAGAUUGAACUCGUCCCACCAGAGUUCUUGGGCGUGCUUCUAGCGGGCUUCGGCAACGAACUUACGCCGUUAACCAGUGAUCACGGCGACGAAGCAUGCCCUAAAGCUCUACUUCCUUUGGCAAAUAUCCCAAUAGUUGACUACACACUCUCCUGGCUGGACCAAGCUGGUGUCAAAGAUGUUCUGUUGAUCUGUCCUACAAUCCAUCGCCCGGCUAUCUCUCAUCACAUCCUCUCGCAUCCAUAUGCCUCCCUUCAUGUCGAUAUUCAGUCAUAUGAGGAGACUGCUGACAGCGGAGUCGGAACAUGCACUAUUUUGCGCCAUUUCGCGUCGAGGAUCCCAAGGGAUUUCAUCCUCGUGCCUUGCGACUUCAUCCCACCUCAAUCUCUACCCCUCACUACCCUGCUGAAUCGAUUCCGGGUAGACUCGGUGUCUGAUGGUCUCGUUGCUACAACAUGUUGGUUCACACCAACAAAAGCCGAAAAAAGCACGACCCCGGACGAGUGGGGACAGAUCGCACCCACUACCUCGAUUGUAUGGGAUCGCAGUUCCGAAACACUUCUGUAUGUGGAUACUGCCGACGAUCUGGAUAAUAACUCCGAAGAAGUGGAAUUGAGGAUGUCUUUACUUGCAAAGUAUCCGAGAACGUCUCUAUCCUCCAAUGUUCAAGACUCGCAUGUAUAUAUCUGCAAGCGCUCUGUCUUGGAUGUCUUGCACGAGAAAGAGCAUUUCGAUUCUUUUCGGGAAGAAUUUCUUCCGUGGCUCUGCAAGGUCCAGUACCAACGUGGGAAAAGACAAAGAUAUGAACACAUCCUCGCCAGUUCUGCGGACGGAUCUCAAAAUACCGCCCUGAAACAUUCGACACUUGGUUCCGUGCCUUCACAGCACCGAACACAGCAUCUUUCCGUAAACAAGAGUAGUGCAACAUCUGCACCGCAGUCGCCAAAUGGCGUUGAGGGCAGCAUUGAGCCCGCUCCCAGUCUUCGGGUGGGACUCUAUGUUCAUCCAGCCGGGAAGGGCAUCAUCGCCCGAGUGAACAAUAUACACUCCUUCAUGGAACUGAAUCGACAUUCAUUGUCGUCUGCUAGUUAUGCACUGCCCACCGACCCCAAGGAUCGAGCUCUGAUUGACCAGAAGGCUCAGAUAUCGGGGGACACCAUCAUCGGCCAAUCCACCAGAAUCGACGAACGGACGACUGUCAAGAAAUCCGUCAUCGGACGUCAUUGCACAAUUGGCAAAAUGGUCAAGAUUAUAGGGUGCGUGCUGCUCGAUCACUGUGUCGUCGAAGACGGUGUCAAGCUGGAUGGGUGUAUUCUGGGGAAGAACACCAAAGUUGGGGCCAAGGGCGAGCUCGUCCGUUGUGUGACACAAGCUGGCUAUGAAGCGGCAGCAGGAGAGACUUUCAAAAAUGAGAAGCUCGAGGUUUCAGACUGGACAGCAGCAACCGAUACCGCGACAUCAGAUGGAGAGGAAUCUGACUGAUGCAGAAAAUCUAAUAAAAUACAUCUAAAUAUUCUUAGAAACGCCAGUGCCACCGUCUCGAGCAGGAGUCUGCAGGAGUUGAGGGACAGAGGCGAUUCUGAUUAAUGGCGCAAACCAGUCGUCUCCUUUUCAUGUAACAGGCCAGCGACACACACUUGAGAAAUCGGCUUUAGCCUCGAAGACAUUUAAUUCGUUCAGUAGUCAUAAACAGCCGUAGCCUGCAAGCUUUCUCUCACGUGCGGACAUAGACUGAUCGCGGCAAAAAGUGAAACUGAAAGAGAUGAUUCUGCAAUCGAUUGCCGAGCUGCGAGAUAUGUGGCUGUGAAGGUCAGGAAUGGAAGACACAAGGACUGGGAACACGGUUUCAGACGCGUCGCCUUGUCUUCUUCGUAUCUGUCUUGUCUUACUUGUCGACUCGCCACCUGGCACCCAUCCUGAUCCCCUGUGAGGUAAUUCCUACAUCUCAUACAUAACGCUUCACGCCUGAUCCGCUUCUUGCGCUACCACUCAGUCUUUGCCACCCAGACAGUCCAUGGAUCGGUGAGCCGGCGAGCCCUUCGUCGACGGCUAAUUCUCAUUUCGACAUCGUUCCAGAUACGAAAAGGUGGAGAAAGUUGGCAAGUCUCUUGCGGUCUCCUAUUGUGCUCCUUAUUCAUAGCUCGCCAGGUGAAGGUGUGUCCAGGCCGCGACAGAUGCAUGUCGCCUCGACCCAUCGCGUUCCUAUUCAGGCACGUAUGGUGUCGUUUAUAAGGCCCACGACAAACCUACGGGGGCCGUCGUAGCCUUGAAGAAGAUUCGUCUGGAGUCCGAGGACGAGGGCAUACCGAGCACGGCCAUUCGAGAGAUCAGUCUACUGAGGGAGUUGAACAGCCCUUAUAUUGUCAGGUUACUUGAUAUUGUUCAUGCCGACCAGCGACUAUACCUCGUUUUCGAGUUUCUAGACGUCGAUCUCAAGCGCUAUAUCGAGAACGGCAAUCGCGACCAGUCGCCCAUUGCACCCCAUAUUGUCAAGAAAUUCACUCAACAUAUGGUCUCUGGCUUGCGAUUUUGUCACGGACAUCGCAUCCUCCAUCGUGACCUGAAGCCUCAGAAUCUUCUCAUCGCACAGGAUGCCACAGGCCAGCGCGAUGAACAUGGUAAUAGUGAAGUCCUCAAAUUGGCAGACUUUGGACUUGCUCGAGCUUUUGGUCUACCGAUGAGGACAUACACUCACGAAGUGGUCACUCUGUGGUAUCGAGCGCCAGAAGUGUUGCUAGGUGCUCGGAAUUACAGCACAUCACUUGACAUUUGGAGUGUGGGAUGUAUUCUGGCUGAGAUGGCCAUGCGCGGGGCACCCUUGUUUCCUGGAGACUCCGAAAUUGACCAAAUUUUCCGGAUUUUCCGCAUCAUGGGCACUCCGAACGAGACUAUGUGGCCUGGAAUCGAGAAGUUGCCAGAUUACAAGGCGACAUUUCCGAAAUGGACUGCGCAGGACCUAGCGCGGGUGGUGCCGUCCCUUGAUGAAGAUGGAGUCGAUCUGCUCAGGGUACGAGACCCUUCUACACCGUUUGCGUCUGCCUGAACAGUGGUUCCGAAGCAAACCCUCGUUUACGAUGCUGCACUGCGUAUUUCAGGUGAGAUGCGUUGGGGAUCUAUGAAGUCGGCUGAUCUUUGUCUAGCAAAACGCGCGAUGAAUCACCCAUAUAUCGUUGGAGGGUUUCCUUCUCCUUAAUCGUUUCAUUUGCUGCACGUCGCUGUCUUUUUGCUCUCCAGUUCUGCUCUCUUGGCACCCUGAACAAAUACAUUCCUGACAGGCACUUCCACCCUUAUCAUACGCACCCUCCCUCAUGUACAAUAGAAGCACUGUUUCAGUCGAGAAUUGAAGAGAAAAGAGAUAGCAGUUAAUGGUCAAUGUACACGAUACAUAAUGCAGAUGAUGCUUAUCCUGUCCUCGACGGCAUUUCGUUACCCAAGCCUUGCGCGAAUCUUGCUCCUCGGCCCCGAGCGCCGCCU
Molecule: messenger RNA, 3496 nt
Organism: Mycena citricolor
Lineage: Eukaryota; Fungi; Basidiomycota; Agaricomycetes; Agaricales; Mycenaceae
Source: the annotation of a GenBank genome assembly